Messenger RNA from Chelonoidis abingdonii (Abingdon island giant tortoise), 4652 nucleotides. Lineage: Eukaryota; Metazoa; Chordata; Testudines; Testudinidae. The record is from RefSeq and is a predicted model, not a curated record.
CAGAGUCACAGCUCUGCCAGAGCCCCCAGGCCUCACGCUGGAGCCCCCUGGAUCCCCGGACACGGGCUCUGAGCCCCCACAGGGUCUCCAGCCCCCCACCAUGGAGCUCCGCAUGCUGCGCCGAUUCUCCUUGGUGGACAACAGCCAACAGAAGUGGAUGCCCCGUCUGCGCUCUCUCUCCACGGCCCGCAGCACGGACAGUCUGGACAGGACAGGGGAUAGGCCGCUCCGCCCUCUGGGGAACACAGCCGCCACUGUCAAGGGGAAAGCCCCCAAGCGGCUAUCCAUCACCCGAACCCAUUUCCCCAAGCUGGCUGAAUGCGCCCAUUUCCACUACGAGGCCGUGGACUUUGGACACAUCCAGCUCCUGCUGGCCUCCGAGCAAGGGGAGGGGCUGCCCAGUACCCUGAGGGACAGGGAGCUGCUCUUCAUCGUCCAGGUCACCUGCAAGGGGAAGACAUGGCCUGUUCACCGCAGCUACGAGGAGUUCUGCAGCUUGGACAGGCAUCUGCACUGCUGUAUCUUCGACCGCCGCUUCUCCCAGCUGCCGGAGCUGCCACCGCCCUGCCAGGCCCGGGGACAGGCUGAGAUGCUGGCCCCAGUCCUGCGGCAAUACCUGGAGAAGCUGUCAGCCAUUGUGGACAGCAACAUUAACUGUGGGCCUGUCCUCACCUGGAUGGAGAUCGAUAAUCAUGGCAACCGGCUGCUGGUGAACGAGGAGGCCUCGAUCAAUGUCCCAGCCAUUGCGGCUGCCCACGUCAUCAAGCGCUACGCGGCCCAGGCCCCUGACGAGCUGUCCUUUGAGGUUGGAGACAUUGUGUCGGUAAUUGACAUGCCCCCCAAGGAGGAGGUCAGCUGGUGGCGAGGAAAGCACGGCUUCCAGGUCGGUUUCUUCCCCAGUGAGUGUGUUGAGCUCUUCCCGGACCGCCUGGCGCCAGAGCUCAAAGCAGGUGAUGCCUGGGCCCCACAGCUGGGUCUUCCACCCCCCCAAGGCUGGUCAACCUUCCUCCAUGCUGUGCCUGCCCCACAUGGGAAGCUCCUUGGUUUUCUUCUCACCUUCAUGAAGUCACGGCCCAGCAAGCAGCGACUGAAGCAGCGCGGGAUCCUGCGUGAGCGUGUUUUCGGCUGCGACCUGGGGGAGCAUCUCCUGAACUCGGGGCAUGAUGUUCCCCAGGUCCUGCGCUGCUGCUCAGAGUUCAUCGAGAAGCACGGCAUGGUGGAUGGGAUCUAUCGCCUCUCAGGCGUUGCCUCCAACAUCCAGAAGCUGCGGCACGAGUUUGACAGCGAGCGGGUGCCAGAGCUGGGCCGGGCGACCUAUCUGCAGGACAUCCACUGCGUGAGCUCCCUGUGCAAGCUCUACUUCCGCGAGCUGCCCAACCCGCUGCUCACCUACCAGCUCUACCACAAGUUCGCGGAAGCUGUGGCAGUGCCCGGUGAGGAGGAGCGCCUGGUGCGGGUGCAUGAUGUCAUCCAGCAGCUGCCACCGCCCCACUACAGGACCCUGGAGUUCCUGCUGCGGCACCUGGCGCGGGUGGCCACACACAGCCCAGAAACCAGCAUGCACAUCAAGAACCUGGCCAUCGUAUGGGCCCCCAACCUGCUCCGGUCACUGGAGCUGGAGGCCGUGGGGCUAAGCGGGGCGGAGGCCUUCCACGAGGUGCGAGUCCAGUCCGUGGUGGUUGAGUUCCUGCUCAGCCAUGUCCAGGUGCUGUUCAGUGACAAGUUCACCUCCAUCGGCAAGGACAGCGCAGGGCGCUCCUGCCUCCCGCGCCCCAAGUCCUUGCUGGGCAGCUGCCCCUCGACCCGCCUGCUCUCGCUGGAGGAGGCCCAGGCCCGGACACAGGCCCAGGCCCAGGCCCAAGUCCAAGCCCAGGCCCAGCACACGGCCCCUGGCCAGGCCAAGAGACCUGAGGCCAAGACUGGACGGGGGCCGUCAGGGAGGCUGCCCCUUGCGCUGGACUCUCCCCAUGACAGGCGCCAGGCGCGGGGCGGGAGCUGGAAAACCUUCUUUGCCUUGGGCAGGGCACCUGCCAUCAGCCACAAGAGAGUGCAGCUUCCAGGCAGGCAGAUGGGGCUCUGGGCCGACACUGUCACACUGCGAUCCACCAAGAGUGAGGAGUCACUCACGUCCCAGUCCAGCACCGCGGGCCUGCACAAACUGAACCGCCUGCGGCGCCCACACUCCAACAGCGACGCCUUCCCAGCCCUGCCUGGUGCCCUCCCUAGGACCUCGCAAGACCCCCUCAAGCCCUGCCGCUCCUGCGAGUCGCUGAGCUCCUCGGCCUCCGGCGGCUGCAGCGAGAACCUGGCACCCCAUCACCGCGCCUCCGUCUGGCUGGACGAUGAGGGCGAGCUGGACUCGGAACCAGACCUCAGCCCCCCCGGCUUCCUGGACUUGGACCUGCUCCCCUUCCAGCGCAGCCCCCCCCAGUGCCCCUCACUCUCUGAGGCCUCUGACUUGGCCUCCAGCCCUGCCCACCUUCCCUUCACCUGCAAGGUGGCCCAGGCACUGUCACCCCAUGGCCCGGAGCCCCCCACGGCUGCCCUGGAGAUCUCGGAGCCCGUGGCCAUCUCGCUGCCCGCCAAAGUGCUGGAGAUGCUGGGGGGGGGCGAGACUGGGGGUGUGUUGAGGUCCGGACGGCACCGGAGGACGCGCAGCCCCUCCCCCAUGAUCUCCCGGCUGCUGCAGACUGGCGACAGGAUGCUGACUGACAGCUGCCAGCGGGCUCACCGCCCCCCCAGCACUGCCACUCCUCUCCGGCGCCCGCUGCUGGAGCCCGCAGCCGAGAACCUGUACUACGAGAUCGUCCCAGAGCCGCCCAUGUACCAGCCCUGGCCUCUGGGCCCCCCGCACCCUCUGGCACCCCCUGAGUACCUGGCUGCCCUCAACGCUUCCUACGGCGUCUUCCAGCAGCCCAGGCCUGACCCCUCGGCCCCAACACCACCCCUCUGGGCCAUCUUUGAGGAAGGGCGCAUCCGCUACGAGCCACCAGAGCCCGUCUACGUCAAUGUCCCCUUUGCUGGUCCUGCGGCAGGGCCAGAGGCCGGGGGGCACCGCCGCGGCAGGGCCAGCCCCUCCUCAUCCUCCACCUCGUCCUCCCCUCCACUGGAGGGCGGGCACCUGCGCAGCCGCUCUGACCCUGGGGCUGCCCGCGCCGCCCUGCGCCGCCCCCCGGUGCCAGCCCUGCCGCAGAAACAGAGGCAGGGCCUGCGGGCAGCACCAGGCUGGGCCUACAGACCGCCAGCGGUGCCGGGACUUUACCGCCAGCUACGAGAUGUGCUGCCCUGUGGCAGCACCAUGCUGCGAUUCUACCGCCCAGCACCACCUGGCUGGGAGCCGGCCGCCACCUGCACCCCCCCCUUCACUGCCUACGUUGAGCCCUCGCCCCGGCCUCCUGCCCUCCUCAGCCCUGGCCUGGUGGACGGUUACCGGCUGGGGCCCUACUCCCCCUGUGCUGAGCACCUGCCCCCCCAGUAUGGCAAUGUGGAGAGGAAGGAGGGGCCUCCCCCACCGCCCACAUGCCUGGCUCCCAACUGGACAGUGCGCUCUGAGGGGCAGACUCAGAGCUACUGCUGAGGGGGGGGCCGCGCUGGAUCACGAGACACCCUGGCUGGGGGGCUGGAGGACCUGUGUUGAGCUCCCCAAGUGCUGACACCCCCUUCCCCCCAGGUGUAGGAUCUGAGCAUUGGCUGGGGACCAUUGCUGAGAGAGUUGGGCUGUGACAUCACGGGAGGCCCCAGUGAUGUCACCCGAAGUCUGUAUGACAUGCCUGAGCUGCUGCAGGGCUGGAGUGAUAUCACACUGGGCUCAUCAAUGGCAGGAGGAUGGGCACUGUGACAUCACAAUGAGGCCACCAAUGGCAACAGGACUGGUACAGUGACAUCGCUACAGGGCCCUCAAUGGUGGGAUGAACACCUGAUGUGACGGCAGCCCAACUGCAUUGCUGCUCCCCAGUGAUGUAACAGCUGCUCUCCAGUGACCUCAGGGCCCCUCAGUGACAUCACCACAUCCCAUAUGACAUCACUGGGCUACAGUUGUCAUCAUAACUAGUAGCAUCAUUGCCCACUUUGGCUAGGCCUUCACUUACUAAUAGGAACCGCCUCAGUGUGACAUAGGGAGGGGGCACUGGUGACAUCAGCAGAACCAUGAAUGACAUCACUACCUGACUGCCCCCUGGGGCCAGUGUGGGGCAUAAAACUCUAGGGGUCUUACCCUGCUGCCAGCCCUGGUAAUAGGGGGACCCUCCCUGCCCCCUUGUGGGCAGGACAGGGGGGCUGGUCUAUAAAGUUUUUAAAGCUGAGCAAGAUUUCUAACGUUUUAACCCUUCAUUAACCCAAUUAAAACACCCCCACCCUGAGAUAGGAUCCCCAGGGCCGUACCAAGGGGAGGGGAGGGAGGCUAAAGGAAAAAAAAUCUCUUCUCCAGCCUGCUUGUCUGACCUCCCUGGUCAGCAUGACCCAUGGGCUGGGGUGGGGGCAUACUCAGCCUGGGGGGCUGUAUGUAUCUGGCUAGACUAGGGGGUGUGCCUGCUGCCCUCUGCUGGAGGAGCUGAGCCCUGCUUGGGGGGUGUGAUGGUUGGUGCUUGGUUGUGUUGUGUGGUUGUGGCUGUUGUUGUCUGGUUGUGGCAGUACCGCAGUGUAUGUGUGGGGGU